Molecule: messenger RNA, 2375 nt
Organism: Camponotus floridanus (Florida carpenter ant)
Lineage: Eukaryota; Metazoa; Arthropoda; Insecta; Hymenoptera; Formicidae
Exons: 8
Coding region: 37-2358 (773 amino acids)
Biological process (GO): sensory perception of smell; detection of chemical stimulus involved in sensory perception of smell
Cellular component (GO): plasma membrane
Molecular function (GO): odorant binding; olfactory receptor activity
Source: RefSeq, a predicted model, not a curated record
GUAAGUGAACGAUGGAAAAACGAUAUCGCAUACGCGAUGACCCCUUUUAAAUUGAUUACGUGGCCUAUUGGAGUAUGGCCACUUCAAGUUUACGACAUUUAUUCGCUAUUACGUUGUGGCUUCGGUACUUGUUGUGCGAGUCUAAUUGUGAUCUUACCCUCCAUGGAGCUAUACAUGGGCUGUACUGAUAUAGAACAAAAUAUAGUAUGUUUGACAUCAAUAUGUUGCGGAUUGCUUGGAACACUGAAGAUAACAUGGUUCCGCAUUUAUGCAAAUAAUUUAACAAACAAUUACAACUCUGCUCUGAAUGAUUAUUUGACGAUUGACAACACAAAAGAUCGCGAUGUUAUGCGAAAACAUGCUUUUAUAGGAAGAAUCCUUUGUUAUUCCAUGCUGAGCUUUUCUUUCAGUAGUUGCCUAAUAUAUGGAAUAAAUCCACUUUUGCAUUAUAAUCAAGGUAAUCGGAUUAAUGUAACGAACGAAAAUACGAUAUUAGAGUAUGCAAUACCAUCGAGAUGCGCUCUGGAAUAUUUAAAUUUUCCAAGGAGCAUGUAUAAAAUCUUAUGUCUCGUCGAAAUUAUUAUAAUGAUAUUAGCGGCUAUAGCUAAUACUGGUAACGACGCGCUGUUUCUCAACAUUACAUUGCAUGUUUGUGGUCAAAUAAACAUUUUGAGGAUCCAUUUCUUCAAUUUCGAUGCCACAAGUCCGCGAAUCUACGAUCGCUACAACGCACUAAUUCAAAGACAUCAAGAUUUGAUAACGCUAGCCAAAGAACUUGCCGAAUUGAUUAGUUUUAUAUUACUGAUAGAACUAUUCAUUAUCAGCAUAUUAUUAUGUAUGAUGGGAUUUCAGUUUAUCUUUGCGUUAAAAGUCAAUAACACCGUUAUGGUAGGAAAGAGUUUAGUAGUAGUGAGUGUCUUCCUGUCACAACUAUCAUUGUAUAGUUUUAUCGGGAAUUAUUUGAAAUCUGAAAUGGAAGAAAUAGGACUCUCCAUUUAUCAAAGUGUUUGGUAUAGUUUUCCUAGGAAAUUGGCGAAGAACGUAAUCUUUGUUCUUAUGCAGACGAAAUGUCCAGUUGCGUUGCAGGCUGGAAACUUCGUCGUAGUCAAUCUAUCAACUUAUCGAGAGGAUCACCGGUUCUCCGCAUCAGUUAGAGUCACUAUAUUGACAAUGGCAAGUGAACGAUGGAAGAACGAUAUCGCAUACGCGAUGGUUCCUUUCAAAUUGAUUACGUGGCCUAUCGGGGUAUGGCCACUUCAAGUUUAUAAUAUUUAUUCGCUGUUACGAUGUGUUAUGGGCACUUGUUGUGCGAGUUUAAUUGCGAUCUUGCCUUCCAUGGAGCUAUAUCUGGGCUGUACUGAUGUAGAGCAAAAUAUAGUUUGUCUGACAUCAAUAUGUUCUGGAUUACUUGGCAUGUUGAAGACAAUAUGGUUCCGCAUUUAUGCAAAUAGUUUAAUUAACAAUUACAACUCCGCUCUGAACGAUUAUCUGACGAUUGAAAACACAAAAGAGCGCGAAAUUAUGCGAAGACAUGCUUUUAUAGGAAGGAUACUUUGUUAUUCCAUGCUGGGCUUUUCUUACAUUAGUUGUGUAAUAUAUGGGAUAAUUCCUUUUUUUAAUCACUACCGAGAUACUUGGAUCAAUAUAACAAACGAAGGUGUGAUAUUAGAAUACGCAAUGCCAUCAAGAUGCGCUCUGGAAUAUUUGAAUUUUCCAACGAGCAUGCAUACAAUUUCCUGUCUUCUCGAAACUAUUAUAACAAUACUGGCGACUUCAGCUAAUCUUGGUAACGACGUAUUGUUUCUCAACAUUAUAUUGCAUAUUUGUGGUCAAGUAAAUAUUCUGAGGAUCCAUUUCAUCAACUUUGAUGUCAUAAGUCCACGAAUCUGUGAUCGUUUCAACGUGCUAAUUCAAAGACAUCAACAUCUAAUAACGCUGGCCAGAGAACUUGCCGAUCUGAUCAGUUUCAUAUUAUUGAUAGAACUUUUUAUGAUCAGCUUAUUAUUAUGUACCACGGGUUUUCAGUUCAUUUUUGCAUUAAAAGUCAAUAACACCGUUAUGAUAGGAAAGAGUUUAAUGGUACAGAUUAUAUUCCUAACACAACUAACGCUGUAUAGUUUUAUUGGAAAUUACCUGAAAUCUGAAAUGGAAGAAAUAGGGCUUUCUGUUUAUCAAAGUGCUUGGUACAGUUUCCCCAGAAAAUUAACAAAAAACGUAAUUUUUAUUCUUAUGCAGACGAAACAUCCAGUCGUGUUGCAGGCUGGAAAUUACAUCGUAGUCAAUCUUAUAACUUAUGUGAGUAUUUUAAAAACCUCUUUUUCAUAUUUGUCUGUACUUCGUAUAAUGCUUGGAGUAUGAAAUAUAAAAUACGAAUG